Molecule: messenger RNA, 1382 nt
Organism: Medicago truncatula (barrel medic)
Lineage: Eukaryota; Viridiplantae; Streptophyta; Magnoliopsida; Fabales; Fabaceae
Product: polygalacturonase 1 beta-like protein 1
Exons: 2
Coding region: 34-1224 (396 amino acids)
Source: RefSeq, a predicted model, not a curated record
UAAGUAGAAAAUAUUGAAGAAAUAUAACCAAACAUGAAUAACCAGCUUAAUCACAUAAUUCACACCCUCUUUAUCUUCACUAUCAUCAUUCUUUCCACACUCACUGAAGGUUUUGCAGUAAAUCAUGCAGAAGAGAAAAGGAAAAACUCAUUCACUCCAAAGGCGUAUGCAAUUCGGUAUUGGGACAGAGUGAUCAAAAACAACUUGCCAAAACCAUCCUUCAUCCUCUCCAAGGCGUCACCACUUAGCGCCACCGAUGCUGCAGCUUUUGAAAAGCACGCUGCCGCCAACACAUUAUCCACAAAGUUGCCGGAAUUCUGCUCUGCCGCACAUCUCUUCUGCUUCCCGAACAUAAAUCCACAACUUUGUCGUAAACCCGUUCUCAGAGGAUUAGGAACCAACAUUUUCAAAGGAUAUGGUAAAGGAGUUGAUUUAGAUAACAAGUUUAGCUUCGACAAUUACGGUUUUACUAACCCUUUCAAAGAUUACGCCAAAAGAGGUAUUUCAUUCGGCAUCUACACUAAAUCUUCUUCAACUAACUCCGUUACCAGUUUGGUGGUUGAACCAGGUAAGUUUUUCCGCGAAAGGAUGUUGAAGGAAGGGACUGUUAUGCCUAUGCCAGAUACAAGGGAUAAGUUACCACCUAGGUCGUUUUUGCCACGUUCCAUUUUGAUCAAAUUGCCCUUUGCAUCUUCUAAGUUGAACAAUAUGAAGCAAGUUUUCAAGGUGUCUGAAAAUUCCUUUAUGGAAAAGAUGAUAGUGGACUCAUUGAGUGAGUGUGAAAGAGCGCCAAGUAAAGGUGAGAUCAAGCGUUGUGUAGGUUCGCUUGAGGACAUGAUUGACUUUGCAACUUCUAUUUUGGGUAGCAAUGUGACGGUUCGGUCCACUGAGAAUGUAAAUGGGUCGAACAACAAUGUUAUGGUAGGUCAAGUAAAGGAGAUAAAUGGUGGGAACGUUAUGGAGUCAGUGUCUUGUCAUCAAAGUUUGUUUCCUUACUUGCUAUAUUACUGUCAUUCGGUGCCAAAUAUUCGAAUUUAUGAAGCGAAUCUUUUGGACCCUAAGUCUAAGGUGAAGAUAAAUCAUGGUGUUGCGAUCUGUCACUUGGAUACAACUGCUUGGAGUCCCACUCAUGGUGCAUUCAUGACUCUUGGGUUCGGUCCUGGUCAGAUUGAAGUGUGUCAUUGGAUAUUUGAGAAUGAUAUGACAUGGACUACCGCAAAUUGAGGAAGCUGCUCCUCCCAUGCAAUAUGGUUCUGAAUCCAAGCAACUGGUUUUUUUUUAUUUUUUUUUAUUAAGAAAUAAAUAAAUGGCAUGCUUUCCGUAAAAUGUGUAUUAUUUAAAUAAAGGGUAAAUUACACGCGUGCUCUUUAAGUUUGAGGUUU